Molecule: messenger RNA, 861 nt
Organism: Puma concolor (puma)
Lineage: Eukaryota; Metazoa; Chordata; Mammalia; Carnivora; Felidae
Gene: ZWINT
Product: ZW10 interacting kinetochore protein
Biological process (GO): mitotic cell cycle checkpoint signaling
Cellular component (GO): kinetochore
Source: RefSeq, a predicted model, not a curated record
AUGGAGGUGGCGGAAGACGGGGUGCGGGGCCCCGCGCUAGAGGCCCUGGGCAAGCUGGCACACAUCCUGGAGCCUACAGGCCUGCAAGAGGAGGCAGAGCUGCCGGCCCAGCUCCUGGCGGAGUUUGUGAUGGACUCCCGGAAGAAAGACAAGCUGCUGUGCAGCCAGCUGCAGGUGGUAGACUUCCUGCAGAACUUCCUGGCUCGGGAGGACACUGCCCAGGGACCAGAGCCCUUGGCUUCUGAAGACGCCAGCCGGCAGAAGGCAAUUGCUGCCAAGGAGCAGUGGAAAGAGCUGAAGGCCACCUACCAAGAGCAUGUGGAGGCCAUCACCAGGGCCCUGAGCCUGGCCCUGCCCAGGAUGGAGGAGGCCCAGAGGAAGCGGGCGCAGCUCCAGGAAGCCCUUGAACAGCUCCAGGCCAAGAAGCAAGCAGCCAUGGAGAAGCUGAGAACAGCCCAGGAGCAGUGGCGGCUGCACCAGGAGAAGCGUCUGCAGCAGCUGGCGGAAGCUUCUGCGGAGGUGAGGCUGCGGCAGACGGGGGCCCAGCAGGAGCUCCGGCGUCUGCAUCAGGAGCUUGGAGCCCUACGGCAGCAGGCGGGGCAGGAGCGGGACAGGCUACAGAGGCACCAGACCUUCCUCCAGCUGCUGCACACCCUGCAGGGUCAGCUGCCGUUUCCCGAGGCAGAGACGGAGCCCCCACGGAAGCUGGACCCUGCUGAGGAUGAGCCCCAGCAGCGGAACACCGGGGAUGCCGUGGGGAGAGACGGGGCUGGGCCAUCCGAGGCUGACGGCCCACCACCUGCUGUGGCCGCAGGCUCGCCGUGCCUCCCUGAGGGGCAGCGCCACGGGAAAGGAAGCUAG